GACAAAAUAAACCUCGUUUGACUCGAAUGCGGUUCGGAAAUAGCUUACCGUUUACUUCUACAUGUCCGACAACACAAACAGAAAAUGUCCCCGAAGCAUCUCAUCAUCGUCUGUUGCCACGCCAUCUGGCUUGGAGGUCCCAAUCUGGGAUUUGAUGAAGACGCAUGGCUCCUUGCCUCGUUCCAAAAGAAUGAAACAAAGACGUUCAUCGACCAUAUCCGGACUGGAUUGCAGACCCUGAAGGAUGCGCCGGACUCUGUCUUGGUGUUCUCUGGUGGCCCAACCCGAAAGGAGACCCAGCUCGCAGAAGCAACCAGCUACGCGAAUCUCGCCGCCGCCAACUCGUAUUUCGGCAUCAUCUCGCCCGGAGAAGCAGAAACUCGCAUCUCCUGCGAGAGCAGAGCCCUGGACUCAUACUACAACAUUCUCUUCAGCAUCGUCAAAUUCUGGAAAGACCACGGCAACGUCUGGCCGGAGCGCAUCACUAUUGUGAGCCACUCCUUCAAGAAGGGUCGCUUAGUCGAUUGUCAUUGCGGCGCCAUUGGGUAUCCCCUGGACCGCGUUGGAUUCAUUGGCGUUGAUCCGCCGGGCAUGAUGGAUGGGAGCAACGAAGUUGCUAUGAAGGGUGUUGCUGAGGCAAUAACUCAGUGGACUGAGGAUCCGCAUGGGACUGGGGAGGUCUUGGCUGGGAAACGGAAAGAGAGGAAUCCAUGGGGAGUAUCGCAGGAUUUGUUCUCAAACCAGCAGGAGAUGGUGCGAAGCAAGGUCAAGACAAGGAUACUUGAGAAUAACCAGCAAGUAUUAGAUCCUGAUGCUUCUCAGCCAUGGUCACAAGACGUUGUUUGAUUCUAUGAGCAC
This is a messenger RNA of Pseudomassariella vexata, 858 nucleotides long. RefSeq lists its product as uncharacterized. Lineage: Eukaryota; Fungi; Ascomycota; Sordariomycetes; Amphisphaeriales; Pseudomassariaceae. The record is from RefSeq and is a predicted model, not a curated record. The transcript has 3 exons. Gene Ontology annotation, cellular component: cytoplasm. Bases 85 to 846 code for a protein of 253 amino acids.